Messenger RNA from Enterobius vermicularis (human pinworm), 924 nucleotides. The record is from the annotation of a GenBank genome assembly. NCBI's taxonomy places the organism in Eukaryota, Metazoa, Nematoda, Chromadorea, Rhabditida, Oxyuridae.
AUGACGCAAUUCUUACCGGACAACCUGUUAGCAUUGUUCGAGGCGAGGCCUCCACUUCCAUAUAAGCCUCCUCCUGAUGAUCUAUUAAUUGAUCGUAAAAGGCCGAAAAUGUUAGGGAUCGCGCCAUACGUCCAUUUGUUUGAGGAUCCGAAGGAUACUCCUCCGAAACCAGUUUUUGAAACUAAGGAGGAAAGACGUGCUAGGCGGAGGAAGGAAAAAGAAGAGCUCCUUGCGUACAAAAUUGAACAAGGGAUUGCGACUUGGAAUCCUGCCGACAAUCCGAAUGCCACUAUGGAUCCUUACAGGACUUUAUUUGUCGCACGGAUCAAUUACGAGACAUCUGAAUCCAAGCUCCGGAGAGAAUUUGAACAGUUUGGGAAAAUACAAAAGUUGGUACUGGUACAUGAUAAGACGGGAAAACCACGUGGUUACGCUUUUAUUGAAUAUCAGCGUAAGGAAGAUAUGUCGGAAGCUUAUAAAAAGGCAGAUGGUAUCAAAAUUGAUGGUCGUAGGGUGGUUGUCGACUACGAGCGUGGAAGGACACAGAAAAGCUGGUUACCUCGCCGCCUCGGUGGUGGAAAAGGGGAUACUCGUAGAACACGAGAGUCAAAGGCGGCUUUAGAGGCUGCUGCGCUAGAACGUGCGCCCGAGGACAGGGAUCGCCGUUCGUCAUCAACUAGUAGGUCUUAUUCUCAUGACCGGGACAGGGAGAGAGAGGGUAGAGAUCGUGACAGAGAUAGGGAAAGAAAUAGUUCGCGACAUCGUAGCAGAAGUCGCGACCGUGACCGUGAUCGUGGACGUGAAGUGAAGGACCGAAGGUAUGAUGACUAUCGUAGCAGCCGGGAUAGGGUUGAUAGCCGGGAUUACAGAAACGGUGAUCGGGAACGGGACUAUCGGAGCGACCGCGACCGACGCCGAUAUUAA